This is a messenger RNA of Peniophora sp. CBMAI 1063, 1659 nucleotides long. The record is from the annotation of a GenBank genome assembly. Lineage: Eukaryota; Fungi; Basidiomycota; Agaricomycetes; Russulales; Peniophoraceae.
AUGUCGAUCCUCAUCCCGCUCACGCCUGUUAUACCUCGCACGCCGCGCACUGUCCACUCGGGCGCGAGUACGCCACCGCGCGGACCAUCGCGCCGUGCCUCAAGCUCACGCUGCCCGACGCCGACCUUCCGCCGCUCUGGCCCGUUCUCGGCUGCCGCGCUUACCUCCGCGCUUACGCCCAUCUAUGUUCUGCGCAACAGCAGCCCAAUCGCCUCGCUGCCCGUCGAGCUCCUUCAGCAGAUCUUCCUCUUGCUGUCCCCCGCAUCGUCGGCCGAGUACCGCGUCCCUGUCGCGCUGAGUCAUGUAUGCCGCCGCUGGUGCGACGUCGCUCUGCACCUUCCUGAGCUCUGGAUCAACAUCCCGCUUCGCUCGCACCACUGGGCUGCGGCAUUCGUCGCACGCUCGCGUCCGCUUCCUGUCCGCGUAUCUCACUCGUACGCGUCGGGAGCAAGCGCAGCCAACUUCGCCAUAGCGCUGAACCUCGCGACCGCUUCGCGCGUCGAGCAUGCGGCAUUCUCCGCGCGCCCCGGCGAAGAGACGGUCUUUGCUCGUGCAAUAGCUGCCCUCGCGAAGGCGCCCUUGGGUCGCGCAAAGACGAUCCGUCUGUCGCUCGAGAACUGGAACGCUGGCGGCGCACCAUUGUACACCCUACCGAACAUGCACGCGCCGACACUCGAAGUGCUCGAUCUCAGCGGUGUACGCGUUGCGCACGACAACACCGUCUUUGAAGCACCCUUGCGCGAGUUGGUCCUGUCGUCCUGCGAGCUGGAUGCGUCGCCGUUGCACUUCUGGGACAUCCUGAGUCGGUACUCCGAUACCCUCGAGCGCCUCGUUAUCGAGGACUCGCUCACUCACGCCUUCGUCAACGCCUUGCCGCGCUUGGAGCAGUCGUCUGUGAAGCCGAUCGCCUUCCCGCGUCUGCUUGAGCUCACGCUCGUUGGCCCUUCGUCUGCCGCCGCCUUCAUUUUGUCGAGCAUCAUCAUGCCGACCUCGACUGAGCGCACGAUCCAUGCCUAUCCCGCGCGCGAAGGACCAGCGGACGUCAUCAGCACCCUCGCACCCGCCGGUGUUGGCGCAGCCGUCGAUCUCUGGGCCGAACGCAUCUUGCUGGACUUCGCCUCUGGCUCUUCGGACACCGUCGUCCCGGGCUUCCGCUCAUACGAGUGGGACGAGCUCUCGGCAUCGCGCACUCGCGAGACUGCUCUCAAGUCUUGCACUGGGCGUACGACGCUUGACAUUUACGCAGCGGCGCCGAUGGACUCGGACGUCGAGAUACUCGCGCCGCUUGGUCCCGCGUACGCGCCGUCUGUUGUGCUGCCGCUGCUUCCCGCUAUGACUGGCGCAAGCUUGCGUGCCGCCCAUCCGGACUUCGGCCGUGUUGCGACAUGGACGGGCAUGCGUACGACGCGCUUCGGGAAGGCGGUCGAGCGGGUGUACGUUCGCGCUGAGGCAGCUGCGGCGCUCGUGGUAGCGCUGAGCGCGGACAAGGAGUUGAUGCCGGCGUUGAAGGAGAUCUACGUCGCGAGCGGGGCGAAUAGGAUUGUCGGAGAGGUGCUCGUGCGCGAGGAAGGCGACGAAGAGAUCGAUGCGCGCGUCGGCGCGAUGAGUGUGCGCGAGGCCGUCGGACUUCGUCAGGGUGUGCGCGUUGUGGAGGCUUGA